AUGGCCCUUCUUCAGACAUCUCUGAUCUGGAUCGUCUACGGAGCCGUGAUAGCUGUCUUGCUUGCGGCGGCUUCGGUUUUCAUUUAUGUUUAUCAGACUCCUCGAGAUCGCUCGCCGUCUGUAACUCUGACUUGUAUCAUCGCAAUCACCAGUCUCCUUGCUACGGUGCUUCUGCUUCCGGUGGAUGUCGCACUGGUGUCGUCAACUACUUCAUCCAGACUAGGCCAACGGAAAGAGUGGGCAACCCAAGAGGCAGUCGACCGCAUCACCUAUGCUCUGACUAUCAUUUAUUAUAUUCUCUAUUCCCUGGAUGCACUCUUAUGUCUCCUGGUCAUCCCAUUUGUCUACUUCUGGUACGAAGAAUACGAUGAAGUGGCCACUGAGAGUGGAGAGCAGACAUUGGGGCAGCGCUUCUGGGGCGCUUUCAAGUACACAUUUUCAUUCAUUGCAAUCGUGAUUAUCCUUUUCCUCGUGGGAUUCUUCGCUCCUAUUUCUGACAAUAAGAGCGACUUGGACUUUGAUUAUUUCAAGAAGUUGCUCACUGAGAACCAUGGGGAGCGUGCAUUGACAUUUGCCCUUGGUCUGCUUAUGACUCUUGGCCUCUGUCUUUAUGUUCUAUAUACUUCGUCCGGGCUCGCGCUGCUCCCGAUUGGCUUGAUCAAGACGGCUCCCUCGAUAUCCAACCCCACUUUGCGUGCGAAUACUGCGCACCAACUUGAGACAAAUCAGGAACGACAACGCCAGCUGGAGGGUCGCUGUGGAGGAAAUCCGGAACUCUUAUCCUCCAAGGACCGUCGGGAACUUGACACUCUCAUCCGAGAGGAGAGAACUCUAAUUCGACGUCAACGUCUAGUCGAUGAAGCCCAAGGCGAAGGACGAAGCUGGCUCAUACGGUUCUGGUUCAAGAUCGAGGCCGUCUUCCGUCCAUUCAAGUUGCUUGGAGGUAUUAUCCUACUCUUGGUAGCGCUCUUAGUGUGGGUCUCAAUGCUCCUUACGGCCAUCGACAAAGCAAAGAACUCGAUCUGCAAGCACCGCUGUGGAUAUAUCCUCGGACAUGUCAACAUCUUCAAUCCCGUGAACUGGGCUUUGGUUCAUUCUGCCAAGGUCUUUCCAGUUGACUACGCUAUAUUUACGGCGUUGGUGUUACUGCUAUUCUGCAGCUCUGUCGCUGGAAUUGCCGUGGUUGGUAUUCGGUUCCUUUGGAUCAGAAUCUUCCAAAUUCGAAAGGGUCAUACGUCACCGCAAGCUCUGCUCAUGGCAACUUCCAUGUUGAUGCUGAUUACACUAGCGCUGAAUUACUCCAUUUCCAUGGUAGUCGCUCCGCACCAGACUGCUCCAACAGUGAGGAGCUCAUCAAGCCAUGCUCUGAACUGGCGAAGAACCCUGCCGCGCAGCGGGUAUGCACCCCCUAGUGUUGUCAGCACGUUCCUAAACCGCAUCACUCUCAAUUUCCCUUUCUUUGGUGUGGUGUUUUUCUGGGCACAAUUCUUCUUCCUCGGUGUAUAUCUAAUCGUCUUCAUUACUACUCUGUUCCGAUCGCCGAAACUGGACGAGAGACAGCUGGAUGAAGAUGCCGAGGAAGCCGAAGAAGAGGGUCUCCUCGCGAAUACUGGACGAAGAAUCAACGCUAACUGGCAGGAUAUUACUGGAAGAAGUGCCCGGGGUGGACGAUCCGGUGACUGA
This is a messenger RNA of Penicillium cosmopolitanum, 1683 nucleotides long. RefSeq lists its product as uncharacterized. Gene Ontology annotation, biological process: protein localization to vacuole. Bases 1 to 1683 code for a protein of 560 amino acids. The transcript is spliced from 4 exons. The record is from RefSeq and is a predicted model, not a curated record. Lineage: Eukaryota; Fungi; Ascomycota; Eurotiomycetes; Eurotiales; Aspergillaceae. Gene Ontology annotation, cellular component: vacuolar membrane.